Molecule: messenger RNA, 609 nt
Organism: Helianthus annuus (common sunflower)
Lineage: Eukaryota; Viridiplantae; Streptophyta; Magnoliopsida; Asterales; Asteraceae
Exons: 1
Coding region: 1-609 (202 amino acids)
Source: RefSeq, a predicted model, not a curated record
AUGGUUGAACAGUUUCUGAUCUCUCAUAACCUUUUUGGUUAUGUGGACGGGACGAUUCCAUGUCCGUCAUCCAAGGUUACUACAGGAACCACUACCACCGACAAUCCCAGCUCUGCUCCGUGGAUCUCCAACGAUGCUCAUGUGCGUAUGCUAAUCAUCUCUACUGUGUCUGAAGAAUCAUUUCAGCACGUUCAGGGACAGACCUCUCGUCAGGUAUGGCUGUCUCUCGAACGUGCCUAUGCACCAGUCUCCUCCUCACAUGAAUUCACACUUAAAAGCCAGGUUCUUCGAAUCACCAUGAAGGGUGAUGAGAAACUUGCAGAGUACCUAAGUCGUGAAUAUGCAACCGCUCUAGCGAACAUAGGUGAACCAAUGAAGGAUAAGGAUCUAGCCAUGCUUACUAUCAGUGGUCUUCGUGAAGAAUAUAACGGUCUCAAGGCGAAUCUUUUAGCCCGCUCUCCACCAAUUAACUUUGAUGAGCUUCAUGGCCUUCUUUGCGACCAUGAUUACAUGAUUACCAAGUUUUUACCAACCCAAGCAACCAGCCCGCAGGCCUUUGUGGCUACGGCCACACCACAACCGCCACAGCCGAACUUGCAGGCCAUUUAG